Molecule: messenger RNA, 11568 nt
Organism: Coregonus sp. 'balchen'
Lineage: Eukaryota; Metazoa; Chordata; Actinopteri; Salmoniformes; Salmonidae
Source: the annotation of a GenBank genome assembly
AUGGCUUUGCUCGGUGUUGUCAUCUUUUGGGUGUUCCUUGGAAGGGCUUUUGGAAGACAAACACUGUCAGGAAAUGUAAAAACUCACCCUCAUAUCUGUGAUAUUAAAUUGCUAAUAACCCAAACAAGAUGAGCCAAGCUCCAAAGCCAAGUGCCGCUAUCAUGAUUCAUGCAAACUAACGUGUGUCUCUCUUUUGUCCCCUCUAGUCCCUGACUGGCUUUGCGCUGGUGGUGAGCAGUGAUGGAAUGGUCUUCUAUGCCUCCUCCACCAUCGUUGACUACUUGGGCUUCCAUCAGGUAUGUCUCAUUAUUAAGAUAUUUUAUUAAUUUUAUGUAUUUUAUAUGGUCUUCCAGGGCAUACUGGUAACAGAUAACAUACGUUCAGUUAAAGGUAUUUCUGCUGACAUUUACCACAGUCGUGAAGCAGCGAUUAAGGGCGACAGCCAGGCUAACUAGAGUAGAGGGACUGUAUAUGUACUCUGCACAUUGAGAGAGCCCCAAGAGGGUUGAGACAGGGGCCAUGGCCCACUGCACUCAGUGUCAGCCUGGUAGAAACUGCUGUCCCAAUGGGAGCCGGCCACAGCAGCAGACACACAAAAGAAGAUACAGUCACACCAGUUCACAAUGUUGAGGUGUCAGUCAAAGGCUAGGCCUAGUUACCCUGCCACUGUCUCUUGGCUUUCCAUCCCCUGACCUCUCUUAGCCUCUCUCCCCUUCACUUUGCUCCAUCUCUCCAUCCCUCUCUAUGCGGGUCUGUCAGAUUAUUUGGUGGGGUGUAAAGAACUCCCUGAACCCUUCACCAGAGGGAAAAGGUGAUGGGGAGGUCAGCUCAGCAGCUGUUCAGAGAGAGAGAGAGAAAGGUUCUGAGGGGGUCAGGAGGUAGUGACCGGGCCAGGCAGGCGUAAGACGAGGCGAACUCCGGCUUCUCCGACUUCCUCCAUGACGUUAAUUAUUGAUGUUAUCAACUGGGCAUGCCUGUCCUCCCCUACUUAAAUCAUUUCCCCUCACAGUCAUGAAUAAAGUGCUUUAACACUAUUAGCAGCGCCACCAGCUCCCCAGACAAGGCAGCCGUUUGAGCGCGGGAGAUUAUUCUGCAAGAGUGCCUGCACUUGCCUUACAAGGAGUUGGGUGCAAUAACAGCAUCAUUAAAAUGAAAUGAAAACUGAAGUGGUCUGAAAGUGGUGCCUUGCUGCGUGCCAGAGACUUUAGCCGUAUGUCACUCCAGAGCUGUGAGUGCUCGUUCAUGACACAGCCGCGUUUACAGCCAAAUUCAACUGUGUCCAGUUCAAGUGGCUUUGUGUCAUCGGCCCUCAAUUCUGUAGAGGAUUGGGGAGAUUAAAAUUAUAUUUCACAAAUUAUAUUUCACAAGGGGUGUGAAAAAGGAGGUUUCUGUGACAGUGUUUAGUCCUGCCAUUUAGAAUCACCUACAGAAGGAUGUUGCAUGGUCUGACACAGAAUUGUUACAUUUCACAGUAGCCCAUAAGUUGUCCUAACCCCCACUGACACACUCACUCACACACACUUGUGACUAUAGAUCACUCAGUAUAAAUCGUUGUUCACCUUUAAAAAAACAUACAAUUAAUCAUUUUUUAAGCGUGUAAGUCUGUUCAAUUUUCUAAUACAAAACAAACUUCAACUCAUAAUAUGAGUUUAUAUAUACACUACAUGACCAAAAUGCCCCCCCCCUUGUUGCUAUAACAGUCCUCAACUCUUCUGGGAAGGCUUUCCACUAGAUGUUGGAACAUUGCUGUGGGGACAUGCUUCCAUUCAGCCACAAGAGCAUUAGUGAGGUCGGACACAUUAGUGAGGUCGGCGAUUAGGCCUGGCUCGCAGUCUGCGUUCCAAUUCAUCCCAAAGGUGUUCGAUGGGGUUGAGGUCAGGGCUCUGUGCAGGCCAGUCAAGUUAUUCUACACCGAUCUCGACAAACCAUUUCUGUAUGGACCUCGCUUUGUGCAUGGGGGCAUUGUCAUGCUGAAACAGGAAAAGGCCUUCCCCAAACUGUUGCCACAAAGUUGGAAGCACAGAAUCGUUUAGAAUGUCAUUGUAUGCUGUAGCGUUAAGACUUCCCUUCACUGGAACUAAGGGGCCUAGCCCAAACCAUGAAAAACAGCCCCAGACCAUUAUUCCUCCUCCACCAAACUUUACAGUUGGCACUAGGCAUUCGGGCAGGUAGUGUUCUCCUGGCAUCUGCCAAACCCAGAUUCGUCCGUCGGACUGCCAGAUGGUGAAGCGUGAUUCAUCACUCCAGAGAACGUGUUUCCAGUGCUCCAGAGCCCAAUGGUGGCGAGCUUUAGACCACUCCAGCCGACGCUUGCGCAUGGUGAUUUUAGGAUUGUGUGCGGCUGCUCGGCCAUGGAAACCCAUUUCAUGAAGCUCCCGACGAACAGUUAUUGUGCUGACGUUGCUCGCAGAGGCAGUUUGGAACUCGGUAGUGAGUGUUGCAACCAAGGACAGACGAUUUUUACACGUUACGCGCUUCAGCACGUCUCGUUCUGUGAGCUUGUGUGGCCUACCAUUUCGCGGCUGAGCCGUUGCUGCUCCUAGACAUUUCCACUUCACAAUAACAGCACUUACAGUUGACAGGGGCAGCUGUAGCAGGGCAGAAAUUUCACGAACUGACUUGUUGGAAAGGUGGCAUCGUAUGAUGGUGCCACGUGGAAAGUCACUGAGUUCUUCAGUAAGGCCAUUCUACUGCCAAUGUUUGUCUAUGAAGAUUGCAUGGCGGUGUGCUUGAUUUUAUACACCUGUCAGCAACGGGUGUGGCUGAAAUAGCCGAAUCCACUAAUUUGAAGGGGUGUCCACAUACUUUUGUAUAUAGAGUGUGCACAAUAUAGUUUACUAUUUAAUUUACGGCUUAUAACUGUCAAGUUGUGGCAUUAUGUAUACAUCAUGCAGUUGGGUGUGAUUGUGAGAAAGAGUCUGAUAAUACCACUUAAACCUUGACAAAACAUUCCAGACAUCCAUAAUUAAGAAGCCAUAAAGAAGACAGACACACUAAUAGGCAACACUGAAGACAUAUAUAGGGCUGUUUUUAGGACGACACCACAAGAAAGCACUGAAAUGGUGCAGAAACAGCAUUGUCGCUUUGAUCCUAUUUGUUCCGUUGUAAUUAUGCUUUUGAAGAUCAAGACGCGAGGGCCAGAGAAAAUAUCACUUAUUCUUAUUUUACAAGAGAAUCUCACACAAUAGACACCCGAUCUGUCUGCCGGUGGGAACUGUGGUGGCGCUUGCCAUGUGCUUCGGUUGGAGGAAUUGUUUUGCAAGGCAAAUGUUCAAAAAACCUUGCGUGUCUCCAAUGUGGAAAUUAUGGGGGGAAGGUUGAAUAUUUCAGUGGGGAUCUGUCAUUUCCCUGACAGAAAGCACAGCUAUUGCUGGAAAGAAAGAGGCAUUACAAAUGUGGGCUGGGUUGGGUUGUAAGGGGGGUUUUCAGCAGGGCUGGGCUGGGCUGCUCUUCAGGAGCUGGUGUCACGCAAUGUUUGACAAACAAGACUUGCCCUCACUGGCCCCGUGGCUCAGUGACAUUGGAGAGCCACUGUAAAUGCUGCCUGUAGUGUAGUUUAGUAGAAGCAUUCCUUGAGGAAUUGCAGCAGCACACAAAAAAAGUGUAAUAUAUUGGCAACAACAACCAGCUGAUCUCAGACAAUCUUCCAGUAAAUAUGCCACUUUUUCAGAGCUGCUGUGGAUAUUGCUCUGAAUACACGAUUUAACUGAAAUUGUGUAAAGUCAUUCACUGAGUCAUUCAAACAGUCACAUUCUUUAAACAAAGUGUUGUAUAUUUAUUUAGAUUUCAAGUUAUUUAUAAGUUGUUCCAACCACAAAAUGUCCUAAACAAGAUUCGAUCCAGCUUCGAAACUCAUACAAAAUCACACCAAUCCCAAUCUGAGCGACAGACAGACCGAUUAGCAGCCCGUUAGCCAGACCCAUUACAGAACUAUGGUGUCACCCCCAGAGCCCUCUGCGUGUGAGGCCGUCAGGCCAACCCAGUGAACCACAGCAGAGGUCACGUGGCGAGAGCGCCACUGUUUGCCAACACAAUAAACCAGAUCCUGGAUCCCAUCAAUACUUCAAGCGGAGGGGGGCCUGGUAAUGGGCUCUGGGUUAUGGGUUAUGGGUGGGGGUAAUGGUUAAUGGUUCUGGGGUCUUGAUGUGUUAUAGUCUCGGUCUCUCCCUCCAUGCAGACGGACGUGAUGCACCAGAACGUCUUUGAUUAUAUCCACGUGGAUGACCGGCAGGAGUUCAGAAAACAGCUCCACUGGGCCAUGAACCCCAGCCAGCACGGCUCGUCCCAGGACCACCAUUCAGCCGCAGAAACUGGUGUGUAUAUAAUUACCCGCAACAGUAAAGGUAGGGAGGGUCAGGGGGGUUUUAGUGGAGGGAGGCCCUCUGCCUAGAAACAGCGGGAGUGAGCGAGCAGAAAUGAGGAGCACUGAUUCAGCAAACAGUAAGACUAGACUGUUUGUUUUGAAUAAGGAGCACUGUAAUCAAAUGCUGUUAACUCUAUUCACAACCACUAACCAGACUGUGAUUAAUGGUCAAUGUAUGAGCGGAAAGUCCCCACCAGACUAUGCUUGAUUAUGUUAGAGAUAGGCCUUCGUAUUUCUCACAAAAACACCUCCUUCCAAUGCCACCUCUCCACCACAGGGAUGAGGUGUGUGAGAAAUAUGCAGGCCUAUCUCUAACAUAAUCGACUCUACAAUUGUUUACCUACACUGUAAGUAUUUUAAGGCUUGUCUACAGUAAGAUACUGGAAAUCUGCAAUAUAGUGAAUAUUAGUUAAUUUAUUUUUAUAGGAGAGGACUUUGUGGUGAGCAGCCUGUUCCAUUCUCAGGAGGCGGGGGGAGUUGCUCCUGAGUUCUCCUCCUUCCUCAACCGCUGUUUCAUCUCUCGCGUACGCUGCCUGCUGGACAGCACCUCUGGCUUUCUGGUGAGUGGACUAACCCAUCCAAAGACCCCACCCAGCCAUGAUGCCUCUAAUGAGAACUGACUGGGAUAUACUUACCAAAGGAAAAUCUCCCAUUUGGUGUCAUGUUUGCUGAAAUUGUAACUUGAGUGUAGGUAUAAAUAGAAUGUCCCCAUAUCCCAGGCAUAGCAGGCCAGGAUAUUUGGUGCUUGGACACAGAUUUAUUUACUAUUUACAGCCAUUGGUCCACCUUCCAUAGUUCUGACCAGAGUGGUUUGGAGGUUUGGAUCCGUCAAUGGAAAUGGAUGGGGCUUGAAGUUGGCCUUGGUUUGAACACUGUAGGGAAGGUCAACAGAGAUCCUCCUGUCAACGGGUCCAUUUCGAUGGCUGGCAAAGACAGCUUUGGUCGUUCAGUUAUUUCUCUAGGCUGUUGUGACUGAAUAAACUAUUUUUUGCAUUACCAAAAGUGCUGAGAUCAGACAAGUUGUAAGCCAGAAUUCAUUAAUAGCAUAAUAGUGCUUCAAAUUAUAGUGUUCUAAACAGCAUCUGGCAAAAGUUCUCGACAUGAACAUGUUCUUUAUACAGGAGGGAAAAAAGCAUUUGAUCCCCUGCUGAUUUUGUACGUUUGCCCACUGACAAAGAAAUUAUCAGUCUAUAAUUUUAAUGGUAGGUUUAUUUGAACAGUGAGAGACAGAAUAGCAACAAAAAAAUCAAGAAAAACGCAUGUCAAAAAUGUUAUAAAUUGAUUUGCAUUUUAAUGAGGGAAAUAAGUAUUUGACCCCUCUGCAAAACAUGACUUAGUACUUGGUGGCAAAACCCUUGUUGGCAAUCACAGAGGUCAGACAUUUCUUGUAGUUGGCCACCAGGUUUGCACACAUCUCAGGAGGGAUUUUGUCCCACUCCUCUUUGCAGAUCUUCUCCAAGUCAUUAAGGUUUCGAGGCUGACGUUUGGCAACUCGAACCUUCAGCUCCCUCCACAGACAGACCCGUCGGCAGACCUCAGUCUUAAGGGGGGCAUAUGAAAUGCAUGGGAGGGCAGGGCACAAUUAUUAUUAGCCUACAGUACGUAUAUUUAAUAAUAAAUUCCCUCAAGUGGGGGGGGCACAAGCAUUUUUUGGGGCGGGCCCGGCCCCCUAUGGCCCGCCCAUAGCGACGGGUGUGUCCACAGAUUGGCUAGGCCACUCCAGGACCUUAAUGUGCUUCUUCUUGAGCCACUCCUUUGUUGCCUUGGCCGUGUGUUUUGGGUCAUUGUCAUGCUGGAAUACCCAUCCACGAUCCAUUUACAAUGCCCUGGCUGAGGGAAGGAGGUUCUCACCCAAGAUUUGACGGUAGAUGGCCCCGUCCAUCGUCCCUUUGAUGCGGUGAAGUUGUCCUGUCCCCUUAGCAGAAAAACACCCCCAAAGCAUAAUGUUUCCACCUCCAUGGUUGACGGUGGGGAUGGUGUUCUUGGGGUCAUAGGCAGCAUUCCUCCUCCUCCAAACACGGCGAGUUGAGUUGAUGCCAAAGAGCUCCAUUUUGGUCUCAUCUGACGACAACACUUUCACCCAGUUCUCCUCUGAAUCAUUCAGAUGUUCAUUGGCAAACUUCAGACGGGCCUGUAUAUGUGCUUUCUUGAGCAGGGGGACCUUGCGGGCGCUGCAGGAUUUCAGUCCUUCACGGCGUAGUGUGUUACCAAUUGUUUUCUUGGUGACUAUGGUCCCAGCUGCCUUGAGCUCAUUGACAAGAUCCUCCCGUGUAGUUCUGGGCUGAUUCCUCACCGUUCUCAUGAGCAAUGCAACUCCAUGAGGUGAGAUCUUGCAUGGAGCCCCAGGCCGAGGGAGAUUGACAGUUAUUUUGUGUUUCUUCCAUUUGCGAAUAAUCACACCAACUGUUGUCACCUUCUCACCAAGCUGCUUGGCGAUGGUCUUGUAGCCCAAUUCCAGCCUUGUGUAGGUCUACAAUAUUGUCCCUGACAUCCUUGGAGAGCUCUUUGGUCUUGGCCAUGGUGGAGAGUUUGGAAUCUGAUUGAUUGAUUGCUUCUAAGAGUGUGCUCCUAAUCUCAGCUCGUUACCUGUAUAAAAGACACCUGGGAGCCAGAAAUCUUUCUGAUUGAGAGGGGGUCAAAUACUUAUUUCCCUCAUUACAUGCGUUUUUCUGGAUUUUGUUUUUGUUAUUCUGUCUCUCACUGUUCAAAUAAACCUACCAUUAAAAUUAUAGACUGAUCAUUUCUUUGUCAGCUGGCAAACGUACAAAAUCAGCAGGGGAUCAAAUACUUUUUCCCCUCACUGUACCUAUUUUGGGUGCUAAACACUCCACCUCCAAGUUGUAACCUCUAACCUUGUGUCCCUCUGUUAGACCAUGCAGAUCCAGGGGCGGCUCAAGUUCCUCCAGGGCCAGAAGAAGAAGUCGGGUUCGGGGGCCCUGCUACCCCCCCAGCUGGCCCUGUUCUGUGUGGCCGUGCCUCUUCUGCUGCCCUCCAUCACAGAGAUGAAGAUGAAGGGCAUGAUGAUGAGGGGCAAGCAGAAGAGCGGAGGGGGCAUCAUCACUGCACUAGAUCAUGGGUAAGGAUGGAAGGACCCAGCUAGACUCUGACGUCAUCAUAUAGGCUUACACUGACUAUACUUCUAAAUGUACUCACUUUAUAGGCUUCAAUUGAGAGUGAUAUUAUUUAAAACUCCCAUUUUUUAUUGAAGAUGGGGGCUAUGUCAUGCCUUAUAAGUUUACUACUAACUUUGAGGCGGAUGGAAAUCCUUGGAGCAUGGCUCAGUCAAUCUAGUUUUGCCUUAUCUGCAGACCAACCAUUCUCAGACCAUUCUUUUAUUUAUUUGAACAGCAACUUCAGUGUGGUCCUAAUAGUUCGAUUUGGGACAGAGUUGGCACAGUCCAAGUGUUUGGAGUGAGAAAGGGGCAAGGUCAGCCAAGGGGCCAGGCUAAGCUAGGCCCGGCGCAUUAACUGGACAGAUCUGGGUCACCAAGGGCAAAUGCCGCCAGGUAUUGGGUUCACCCCCUGCUCGCCUAGACCAAUCAGAAACGACCUGUUACAUCAAGAACAAUAGCUUCACACAGAAGCUGGCUUCUUUCUCUUUCCACCAGCUCAAACACAGACACCACACAAACACGCACGCACACACACUAAAAGGAGCUUUGGACGGCUCACAAUACUCAAUUAGGACAACAAAUGGAUUUUCUGUUUUUGGACUCGGGCCUGUGCUUCAUGGAUCAUUAGGGAGUAAAGCAGGCUUUGAGGGUAAAAGUUGAGUUGGAGGGCACACUCAGUAGUAGUCAACUAGGGCCCUACAACUCCCUCUUGUGUUCGCUAUGAGUAAUGUGUAAUAUCUCCAAAAUAGUAUUCUCUUUUCACACUCCAACUCAGGUGGUUCCACAGUUGAUAUGAAGGAGAAGCACAAAAUGGCUUACUUUUCUAUAAUAAAUCAACCCUUUGUAACUUUAGGGUGAUAGUGAUGAAGCCCUAAAACAAUCACAGAUAUCUUCAGGUUAUACGUACAUGGAUCAUAGACUUGCACCUGCACAACAUAUGAUUCAAACAUUGUAAAAGUCAUACAAAGCUACAUUGAGGUGACUGUUAAUUUUUUUGGGGGGGGUAGAUCAGCUUAAUAUUGCAGAUAGAUUGUAACUUCUAUCAAUGUAAUUGUCUGCAUCACUUCCAAUCCCCCAUGUUUUUUAUAUAUAUAUUCCCCUUUAUUACUUUCCAACCCCGCCACCCUUUCCCUACUUGGGGUAAACUAGUGAACAACAAUGCUUAGGCCUCUACUUCCAGCUUAUACUUACUAUCUACAUUUUAUGGACACAGUCAAUUUUACAAUAAUUAUAUUUUGUUAGUUUUUUUCUCCUGAACUUCUUCUACUCUCAACCUCUCCGAUCAUUUUCAUGAUGUCCAUCCGGUUUGCUUCUAUAUGCCAUAUCUUUCUAACUGUGCUCUUUCCCAAAAGCUCCCAACAUACAACCUAUAUACUUAUUAUGGACACAGUAUGCUUACAUUAUUAGUUAUCUUGUUAUUAUUUUGUUGUUAGUUGUUAUUAGUCCCAUCCUUCAGCUCCAUUCAACACCUCCCAUCUAUCUCUUAACACCAUCCAUAUAGGAUUUCUAUUUGCCAUAUAUAUUUAAACUGUACUGUGAUGUUUUACAAAAAUUCUGAACCUUUCUAUUCUCAUUGUUUCUACAGAAUACAUUUUUGCUAAAAGUAUUAUUAUAUUAUUGAUCGAUUGACUAUGACUUUUCAGAUCACCCAGUAAUGCUAUCUGCAAGGUUAGCUCCAGGUGACUGUUUAACGGACUGUUCUUUCAUGAGGCAGUACAGAUAUCCAAAAGAAAAUACGUUGCACCAGACUUUGAUAUUAUUCCAUGUAUAUUUAAUCCAUUACUAUUGUUCUACCAUAGGAUCAUGAUGUUUCAUGACAACACUUGUUCAGAGUAUAAGUCCAAUACACAUUACAUAAGCAUUAGGGAUUUGACAGACUCCCGAUGUAAGACAUAGGUCUACACACUUUAUAAACCUGAAGCAUACCUUGCUUCUGAGGUGAAUCGACGAUCAUACGUCAAAAGAGCUUCCCACUAAUUCCAGUUAAAGCUGUUAUGAAGUGACCUCAGUGUCUCCUCCAUGACAUCAGUGUCUCCUCCACAACCUCAGUGUCUCCUCCACGACCUCAGUGUCUCCACAGUCCAUGGUUCUUUUACCCUCUGCCAAAACCAGCUAAAUGACAGAAUUGAAUGAUGAGUAGAGGGAGAGAGACAGAGAAGGAGUGAUAUUGUUUGUGAUGUUGAUAAAUGACAGAACGGGUCAUGCUCUUACCAGCAGAGUUCACUAAAGAGACAUUCAAUAGGUUUUGGUCUCUGUAGGCCUACCCUCGACACGGUGCACAGACUUAAGCCCAGAAUGUGUCAUUGAAACACAGUUGGGGUCUUAAGAACUAAACAUGUAUCUGUUUAUCACUGAGGGCAUUGAAAUACAAUUUGUAGGGAAGGGAAGGAAGAUAACACAGUUCUCUAGGCUAACUGAUCCCCAGCUUUGGCAGGAAGUUAUAUAAUCUGCCUGGCUGUGUUUAGAUCCUGGGAAAGAUUAAAUCAUUCUCAGAAAUAAAUACGGCUUCGUUUUUGUCAUUCUGAGAAUUCGAUGUCAAUGUUGUUGUUGACUUGAUUAUUUGAACGGACAAAAUGGAUAGCUGAAAGGACAUGAGAAAUAUAUGAUUAUUAUAAUCCACAUACACUGUUCUGAUGAGACAGGAUAAAGCAGGAGAAUUGUAUUCCUCUCUUGUUGACAUAGCAAAAAAUAGUCUUGUUCCCUAUAUGAUCAUCUCUCUCAUAUUGAUGUGUAUAUUAAUGUGUAUAGUGAUGUGUAUAGUGUAUAUUGAUGUGUGUUGAUAGGUAUGCAUGACUCCCUGUCGAAAUAAAUGUUGCAUAAAAAUAAAUAGAAUAAUUUAUACUGUAAUGAACGGGAGGGAUAAUCUGUUGAAGUAAUCAGAUGUCAUUACAAUACUGACACAAAACAGUUGGGGCUGCCAAAAUGGUUUGUUUUCAGAUCUAAUAAAUCACCAUAAUCUUCCUACCUCUCUUCCCUCUUCCUCCAUGUUGCAGUGAGAGAGAGCAGCACUUCAGGAGGCACGCUGGCAGUGUGGCGAUGGUGGAUGGCGGGGACCCGCUGCUCCUCAACUGCACCAACCCUGGGGGGUCCCAGCAGCGCCUCAAGUACAAGUCGGAGGGGGGCUACUACGGCCAGGACGAGCCCCUCAACUACUGCAAGACCUCUAUGGGCGGCGUCCCCCACCACAAAGGUCCAGGCCCGGACUCCCCGUGGCCCAUGCGGCCUGCCUCAGGGACCGUCCGGGCUGGGCAGAGUGGCGGCUACAUCCUCUCGAAUCGACUCGGGAAGGCGGGCCACUAUGGCAAGCCCUACCGCAUGUCCCCCAGCAUGUGUCAUGGAGGAGGACGAGGUGGUGAGGUUUACGUGCCCAAGAUGUACGGGAGCCUCCAGAGCCCAGACGGCUCGGACCCCUACUGCUUGGGAGAGGCGGUGAAGAGUGAGAACGGCUACGGCGAGUGCUACGAUGGCCGCCUGCUGCCCGAGAUGCCCAUCAAGGUGGAGCAGGACUCUGACUCGGAGAACGGCUGCGACGCCUACGGCCGUCCGUGGACGUGCCGGGAGCCCGUAGAUCGUCGCUACGGCAACGGCUACGGCGACAACAAUGGACUUCAGAUGAAGUCGGAGGCGGACUACUACGAGCAGUACUCGCCGUGCCAGCGGGGCAAGGCAGGUAUCAGCCCCAUCAGUCCGCCCUACAACAACGGCCACUUCCAGAACUAUAAUAAUGUAGGGGGCGGCAGGCCCUUGAAGAAUGUGAUCAACAAGGACCAGUCCCAGUUCAGUCCCCAGAGGCUCUCCCACUCAGACCCCCUAUGUAGCAGCCAGAGCAUCAACUGCAUGGACGUGUAUGCAAGCGGCCCCGUGGAUCACAACAAGGGAUACAUGCAGCAGGACUACAAGCUGAGCUACGAGUUCAAAGGUCAUGGACUGCUCCACGCCAUAAAGCGGGAGCCCAUGGACUCACCCCCGUGGUCGGACGGCAGCAGCAACGACAUGAGUCAUGCCAUGGGGCACUCUCAGAGGAACGUUAUGCCCCACUGUGUGAUGAACGCUGGGCAGCACAAAGCCAACCCCUAUGUUUAUAUGCAAUAG